UCCCCCAAACAUACGAACGCGUCUCUUUCUUUACAUUCCCUCCCACAGGGGAGACAUCAAAUGACUGCGUGGCUGCUGACUGACGCCAACUAUGGAAAUUGUCUAAACAGGUUCAGUUUUCCUCUUAUCUUUCCCCCACUGCGUUUAUUUCCGUCUCUCUAGCAGUCUCGCUCCCUCAAGCUUGUGCACUUAUUGUUGCUGGUGGUGCUUCUGUCGCUUUCCACUCGCCGCCGCAUGCGCAGCUGUUGAUCUGUCCUCUCUAGAAGACCCUGAGUUCGAAUGCGACCGGAGAGGAUGAGGUAUUAAGUGUAGUAGAUUCUGUCUCGUUAUAGAGUUUCAGGUCCAUCACUCAAGGUGUUUCCCUCUAUUCCGUAUAGAUUUUGGGAUUUUUAUUGGCUUUUGUUGUGUUGUAAUUUACUGGUUUGUGCAAAUAGAAUUAUAAUUGGGUUUGAUAAGCGACGGAUUAGGGUAAAUUUUGGGUUACACUACCUGUUGCUAUCCCUAGAAAAUAUAGUAAUUGUGAAGAAAUGAGUUUUCGAAAUCUAGAAACUUGGAGUGACCUUGGAACUUCCAUGAGCAGUUCAUUUGCGAUUCCUAGGACCGAGUCGACUCACCAUCGCCUCUAUGAGUUUGCCAAAUUGGCACUUAUCAAGAUAUUUGUCCAUCCCUACGCCACUGUGUGCGAUUUGUAUUGUGGAGGAGGAGGAGUGGACGCAGAGAAAUGGGAUGGUGCUCAAAUUGGCCAUUAUAUUGGAAUUGAUGUAUCAUCAUCUGUAGUAAGUGAGAUGAGGGAAGCAUGGGAAAGUCAGAGGAAAAUUUACACUGCUGAGUUCUUUGAGGCUGAUCCUUGCACAGAAAAUUUUGGAGUGCAGCUACAGGAGAAGGCCAACCAGGCUGAUUUAGCAUGCUGCUUACAGAAUUUGCAGUUGUGUUUUGAAAAUGAGGAAAAUGCAAGGAAACUUCUACAUAAUGUGUCAUCUUUGCUUAAACCAGGGGGUUAUUUUUUCGGUAUUACUCCUGACUCAUCUACCAUAUGGGCGAAGUACCAGAAGAAUGUUGAAGCAUACCACAACAGAAGUGGCAGCAUGAAGCCAAAUAUAGUUCCCAAUUGUAUUCGGUCAGAGAGCUAUAUGAUAACCUUCGAAGUUGAGGAAGAGAAGUUUCCAUUAUUUGGAAAGAAAUACCAGUUAAAAUUUGCGCAUGACCCUGCUGAAACUCAUUGCUUGGUUCAUUUUCCUAGCUUGAUCAGGUUGGCCCGGGAAGCUGGUUUGGAGUAUGUGGAGAUUCAAAAUUUGACAGAGUUCUAUGAUGAUAACAGAAUGCAUUUUGCAAGCAUGCUAUUGAAUGCUGGUCCAAACCUAGUGGAUCCGAGGGGAAGACUUCUUCCUCGGUCAUUUGACGUGCUAGGUCUAUAUACAACAUUUAUAUUUCAGAAGCCAGACCCAGAUGUUGCCCCACCUCUUGCAACCCCACUAUUGCAGGACGAUAGUUUCAAUCAUGAUGAGAGAGAGUGGAAGGCAACUGUAUGGAGAGACGAUGAAAAGACUACAGAGCCACCACCACCACCACCACCACCACCACCACCUCUUGGACUGGGCAAGAUAAGUGAACAGAAGGGGAUUUUGGGUCCUGGGCCAGCAGAUUUACGUUUCUCAGAGGCACUUUGACCUAACAAUUGGAAGGAAGCAAAAGGAGCAUAAAACACAAGAGGGUAACACCAUAGAAUGUAUUUAUCUAACUUCUUCAUGGUUGUUCAUAGGUUAACUUGCAUGCAUCCUUGUGUAACGCGUGUCUAUGUUGUGCAUGUAAUUUAGACCAAAUAGACAAUGUUUGGAACACCCUAACAGAAAUUGUAGUUUGCCUGAACCUGAUCAUUUUGUCAAGGUUUUGUGGGAAUAUUCAAUGCACAUCUUAAAUGUUUAGGUC
Messenger RNA from Hevea brasiliensis (rubber tree), 1926 nucleotides. RefSeq names its product mRNA cap guanine-N7 methyltransferase 2. Gene Ontology annotation, biological process: 7-methylguanosine mRNA capping. Bases 528 to 1667 code for a protein of 379 amino acids. The transcript is spliced from 11 exons. Gene Ontology annotation, cellular component: nucleus. Gene Ontology annotation, molecular function: mRNA 5'-cap (guanine-N7-)-methyltransferase activity. NCBI's taxonomy places the organism in Eukaryota, Viridiplantae, Streptophyta, Magnoliopsida, Malpighiales, Euphorbiaceae. The record is from RefSeq and is a predicted model, not a curated record.